AUGGCCGAAUCCAUCGAGACGGAGUAUCGCUUGAUCAAGCAUCGCCGGCGCGUCAGCGUCAUCGCCGCCAAGGCUAGACAAUUCGCUCGCGACGGGAUAAAAUAUCGCGUUUAUCACAAGACGACCAACAGCACCCGGCCCAGCACCCGACAGGCGGAUGAGAUCAUCGAUAUCAGUGGGCUGGAUCAUGUCAUCACUGUCGACCCUCGCCGGCGCCGCGCGGCCGUGGAACCAAAUGUAUCAAUAGCGACUCUCGUCACGGCCACGCUCAAGCACGGCCUCAUUCCUGCCGUUGUCCCUGAGUUCCCUGGCAUCACCGUGGGCGGCGCCUUUUCCGGCACUGCGCUCGAGAGUUCUUCAUUCCGCUAUGGUCACUUUGAAAAGUCUGUCGCUUCUCUCGAGGUUAUCCUUGGAAACGGCAACAUCGUCACCGCCUCGCCCGUCGAGAACUCGGACCUCUUUAGUGGUCUCGCUGGCUCUUGUGGUACUCUCGGUUUAUGCACAAUCAUCGAAGUCAAGCUUGUUCCUGCUCGCCGAUUUGUCGAGCUCAACUAUCUCCCAGUUCACUCCGCCGCCGAAGCUUUGAACACUAUGCAGUCCUACACCGCCGACACUUCGCCCGUCGAUUUCGUCGAUGCCAUUAUGUUCGGUCUAAACGAUGGUGUCAUCAUUACUGGCACCAUGACGGAUGAGAAGAAGCAGGGCAUGCCUGUCGUUCGCUUCAGCCGAGCUCAUGAUCAGUGGUUCGCUCUACAUGUGCACGAGUCGGUCUCUCACGUCAGAGAUACCAAUUGCAUGCUCUGCACGCUUUCAGAAUCUCGCUCAGUCGACAUGAGAGGCAUAGUCACUGACCUGGUACCGAUCAAGGAUUAUCUCUUCCGAUACGAUAGAGCCUCUUUCUGGAUGGGAGUUUACGGUCAGAAUCCCGAUACCUUCAACGGUCUUACACGCUUUCUUCUCAAUCCCAUCGUGAAGGGUGAGUGCUUGUUCGCUAGUAUCCAUCAUAGCAGACAGAACCGCAAAAUGUUCUUUCAAGAUAUUACGCUGCCGGGAAACACCGUUGCGGCCUUCCUCGACUGGGUCAACAACAACUUGGGGAUUUAUCCUGUCUGGAUCUGCCCCGUAAGAGUCAUUCCCGACAGUCGCAACCGUGAACGUUGCCACAAUAUCAAUGUCAAUGUACGAUUGUGGGGUCCCAAGACCAUCCACGGGCCUGAUGACGUUCCAGGUCGCGACAGCCCCGAGGCCUUUGAGCGAUUCAUCCGGGAUAACAAGAUGAUUGAGCAGGCUACUCGCGAUCUCGGCGGUACCAAGGUGGUUUACGGCGACAACUACUACACGGAAGAGGAAUUCUGGCGAAUUUACGACAAGGAGUUUUACGAUGAUCUCCGCGACAAGUGGGGUGCUGCCGGCCUUCCCAGCCUCUGGGACAAGCUCGGCAACCCGAACCCGACCUACAAGGAACAGCCUUCUCGCUCCAAGGCUAUCAUGAAAGUUCUCCUGAAGCGCGACUAUCUCCUCAAGAAGUGA
This is a messenger RNA of Colletotrichum abscissum, 1530 nucleotides long. Its product is annotated as FAD binding domain-containing protein. Gene Ontology annotation, molecular function: Delta24(24-1) sterol reductase activity; FAD binding. Gene Ontology annotation, cellular component: cytoplasm; membrane. The coding region runs from base 1 to 1530 and encodes 509 amino acids. NCBI's taxonomy places the organism in Eukaryota, Fungi, Ascomycota, Sordariomycetes, Glomerellales, Glomerellaceae. Gene Ontology annotation, biological process: steroid metabolic process. The record is from RefSeq and is a predicted model, not a curated record. The transcript has a single exon.